ACCAUGGCGGAGUACAGCUCUCUGCUCAGCGACCUGUCCGACAACAUCACCAACGAAGACCUGGAGCAGCUCAAGUCGGCCUGCAAGGAGGACAUCCCCGAGGACCAGAGCAACGACAUCACCUCGUCCAAGGAGUGGUUCAGCUACCUGGAGAAGAACGACAAGCUGGCCCAGGAUAACCUGUCGUACAUCGAGCACAUCUUCGAGAUUUCGCGGCGGCCGGACCUGCUGACGAGGGUGAUCGAGUACCGCACCAUCGUGCUCAAGAUCUCUGAGGACGACGAGAUCGACACCAAGCUCACGCGCAUCCCCUCGGCCAAGAAAUACAAAGACAUCAUCCGCCAGCCCUCCGAAGAUGAGAUCAUCAAAUUGGCUCCUCCCCCUAAAAAGGUGUGAGGUCACGACCCGCAAACCCCUGAUCUUAGCGCCUUGAUUUCUACACACUCCCGGCUGCCCAAUCGACCCGUUUCUGACCCUAACCCCGUCACUCCCCCAGCUCAGCGCCCCCUCUCACACACACACGCACACGCACACACACACACACACACACGCACACACGCACACCAAGCAACGAAUCGGAUUGCAGCGAUGCAGCCUGAAGGGGGGCAGGAAGCUGCGUAGAAAGAGACAUGAGAAGAAGAAAUCUGGAGACGGAUCGACAGUGUGUGUGUGUGUGUGUCUGUGUGUGUGUGUGUGUGUGUGUGUGUGUGUGUGUGUGAAGGGGGAUCUCUGUUCGAUCUGUGAUGCUGUGCUUAUGCAACUGUGUGUGUGUGUUUGUGUGUCAGUGAAGUGCAUUAUAGUUGAGACCAUAACUACAUCCACCAAUCGUUUUCCUCGGUCUCUGAAUGUCCGGUAACCAUAGAAACAACAGGCCAGAUGUUUGAGCUGUGAUGCGUGACGACGGUUCAGCAGUGGUUUUCAAGUCAUUUUGGAUAUUCAAAAUAGACAAAAUGUCCAAACUGAUGGAAUGAAAAUUAUUUGGAGAUUGUGACGCAGAAACUAAACCAUGUAAUUACACAGUUUAUAUUGACCAAACAUAUUUUAAAACAAAACUUAAUUAAAGUUAAUACAUUAAUACACACAAAAGAAAACUGAAACUCACUUAAAUGAUUUUGGUUCUUUUUUUUAUUUUGGGUUUUUUUGUUUAGCUGCUGUAAUAGUGCGUUUGUAAUGUGAAAGGGACACUUUUUGGGGACAUUUGACGGCUGUCUUUUUAAAUAUGAAUCCAAGGAGCCAACAGAAGGUUAGCUGAGCGUAACAUAAAGACCGGACAGCUCGCCUUGAUUUAUUAAAUAAAGUUGAUGAAUUAGUCAGA
Molecule: messenger RNA, 1315 nt
Organism: Gasterosteus aculeatus aculeatus (three-spined stickleback)
Lineage: Eukaryota; Metazoa; Chordata; Actinopteri; Perciformes; Gasterosteidae
Source: RefSeq, a predicted model, not a curated record